Lampris incognitus (smalleye Pacific opah) is the source of this 2816-nucleotide messenger RNA. RefSeq names its product synovial apoptosis inhibitor 1, synoviolin (gene syvn1). The record is from RefSeq and is a predicted model, not a curated record. Gene Ontology annotation, cellular component: cytoplasm. NCBI's taxonomy places the organism in Eukaryota, Metazoa, Chordata, Actinopteri, Lampriformes, Lampridae. The transcript is spliced from 16 exons. The coding region runs from base 171 to 2045 and encodes 624 amino acids.
AGCCAUGACAAUACGCGUCGCGCCGGAGCUGCUGCUGGGGACGGCCGACAUGGAGUAAUUAAGAAUAAGAAUAAUUAACUCGAGCACCGAUAACUACUCCCCGGAGGACAGAGACUUAAAGCCAGGAGGCAGAGCCGCGUCGAGCUGAAGUACCUGUAGCGGGUUCCAUAAUGGUGCGAGCAGCCUUGGUGACGGCCACCAGUCUGGUGUUGACCGGGGCUGUGGUGGCGCACGCCUACUUCCUCAAACACCAGUUUUACCCCACCGUGGUCUACCUCACCAAGAGCAGCCCGAGCAUGGCGGUGUUGUACAUCCAGGCCUUCGUGCUGGUGUUCUUGCUGGGGAAGUUCAUGAGGAAGGUCUUCUUUGGCCAGCUGAGGGCUGCAGAAAUGGAGCACCUGAUAGAGCGUUCCUGGUAUGCGGUGACCGAGACGUGCCUGGCCUUCACCGUCUUCAGGGAUGACUUUUCCCCACGCUUUGUUGCCCUCUUCACCCUGCUGCUCUUCCUAAAGUGCUUCCACUGGCUGGCCGAGGACCGGGUGGACUUUAUGGAGAGGAGCCCCAACAUAUCCUGGAUCUUCCAUUUCAGAGUUUUAUCUCUCAUGGGGCUGCUGGGCGUCCUGGACUUCCUGUUUGUAAACCACGCCUGUCAGAGCAUCAUCACCCGGGGAGCUUCGGUCCAGCUUGUUUUUGGGUUCGAGUAUGCUAUCCUGCUGACCAUGGUGCUGACCACUUUCAUCAAGUACCUGCUUCACACCAUUGACCUGCAGAGCGACAACCCCUGGGAGAACAAGGCUGUCUACAUGCUCUACACUGAGCUCUUCACUGGAUUCAUCAAAGUGCUCCUGUACAUGGCCUUUAUGACGAUCAUGAUAAAGGUCCACACCUUCCCCCUCUUUGCCAUUCGCCCCAUGUAUCUGGCUAUGAGGCAGUUCAAGAAAGCCGUAACAGACGCCAUAAUGUCCCGGAGGGCCAUCCGCAACAUGAAUACACUAUACCCUGACGCUACCCCGGAGGAUCUGCGGGCCUCCGACAAUGUUUGUAUCAUCUGUCGGGAGGAAAUGGUCACCGGAGCCAAGAAACUGCCCUGCAAUCACAUCUUCCACUCCAGCUGCCUGCGCUCCUGGUUCCAGAGGCAGCAGACUUGUCCCACUUGCCGGAUGGACGUCCUCCGCGCAUCGAAUGCCAAUCAGACUCCAGCUACGCCCCAGGCCCCGCCCCCUCCCCAGGCUGCCGCAGCCAAUGCCCCAGCGGCCCCUCCUGCCAACGCGGCUCCGGGCAUGCUGCCUGGCUUUCCCCCAGGCAUGUUCCCAUUCUGGGGUCCCUUCCCUGGAAUGCACCCUCCUGCUGCUGCUGCCGCCACCCCUGGUGCUGCUGACACUCCACAGAACAACACAGAGGCUGCGCAGGGAGCCGGUGCCAGCCGCCCCAGUCCCUCGGCUACAGAUACCGCUACGGGAACCGCUGCUCCUGGGGUAGCUCUCCCAGGCUUCCCAUUCUCCUUCCCUCCUCCUCCCUUCCCCACAGCACCGUGGCUGCCCAUGCCACCGCCACCACCACCCUUCUUCUCGUCCAUGCCUCCCCCGCCACCGUCCCUGUCCAGUCUGUCAGAGGAGGAGCUGAGGGAGCUGGAGGCGGAGGGCCGUCAGGGCCUUGAGGCUCGGCUCCAGUGUCUCCACAACAUCCACACCCUGCUGGACGCGGCCAUGCUCAACAUCCACCACUACCUCAGCACGGUGGCCACACUCACCCCUCCACAGACCGAGGCCAGCAGGACAAACCCCUCCGAAACCCCCCCUCCAGCGAGCAGCAGUGCUGAAAGCCCCAGCCAGGAGCAAGACUCGUACAGCUCUGAGUCAGCCGGCGGUGCGAUGGGUUUCACCCAGCCGGCCGACACCACCACCGCCCCCUUGGCUUCGGAGGGGGAAGAAAUGCUGGACGAAGGAGGAGAGGGCGACGACGGAGAGCCCAGCACCGCAGAGCUCAGACGCCGUCGCCUUCGCAAGCUGGAGACGUCGCCGUCCACACCACCACCUGACAUCUGACACGAGCACCAGUUUCCCUUAGACAUAUCGCUCUGGACCAAUGGACUUUUGGAGACGAGACUAUAAAGUCAAAUAGAUUGUGUUUUAGUUUUUCUUCAACCUCUACCCUCCCCCCCCCCCCCCCCCGGCUCGCUGGCCCUCGGCUUCUUCUCAACAAGGUGGCCAAAGAGGAAGUGGAUUCCUCUAAUGGUUGGCUACCUUUCACCGUUUCUGGACUGUUGUGUGCCAGGAAGCAAUAGCAAGAUUUGGCUUGAUUGCUGUUUUUCUACAGAACGAGUGCCUGCUGCAGUCCACGCACUGCAGAUGCUUGUCCCUAACGCCUAACCACACCGAGAGCGACACCAGCACAAGUCCUAGCCGGGGCAGGAGGUGGACUGUGUCGGGUUUUGUGUCUCGCGGCCAUUCAGGUUUCAUGUGCACUUUGUUCACGGACGUCGCAACAACCAUCACGCGGCUUUUUUACUUCCUCUCCUGCUGUAAAGUUGAUUAAUCCCACACUUGUCCCGAUGUGUUUUCUGUUACGGCGCCCGCACACCUGUCCUGCCUGGUGAAUUCAAAUGAACAGAAAUCAGUUUGCAGCUUUUGACUCCAGUGUGAAGACGAACUUCUUGCUUUGUGUUUUUCCCUCCUUUUUACAUUCUGUGGUGUUUGGAGAUCUCGCGACUGGGAAUGCUGUACCAUAAGUGAUUUCAGUGAAUCUGUAAAUACUGUAUAAAGAGUUUUAAUAGGAUGAUGUGUACAUAACGCAGAAUAAACCCAUCAAACCAGACA